Molecule: messenger RNA, 1626 nt
Organism: Capronia epimyces CBS 606.96
Lineage: Eukaryota; Fungi; Ascomycota; Eurotiomycetes; Chaetothyriales; Herpotrichiellaceae
Exons: 4
Coding region: 1-1626 (541 amino acids)
Biological process (GO): transmembrane transport
Cellular component (GO): membrane
Molecular function (GO): transmembrane transporter activity
Source: RefSeq, a predicted model, not a curated record
AUGUCUGAGCCGACGGUCAAGGCACUCGAGGAGAAUGUCGCCCGUCGAAAUAUUGAGCACGCCAAAGCCCGUGGGGUCGAGAAUGGGAAAGAUGUGUCUACGGAAAAGCGCACGUGGAAGAAUUAUUUCUGGGACAGUUGGGACAAGAGCCCUGAGGAACGCCGACUUAUAUUCAAGGCGGACAGUACGCUUUUGGCAUUUGCGUGCUUAGGCACCUUCGUCAAGUACUUGGAUCGAUCCAACAUCAACAAUGCCUUUGUGUCGGGAAUGAAAGAGGAGAUGAGCCUCUACGGCAACGAGCUUAUCCAUGCCAACAGCUACUACUAUAUCGGCGGACUGAUUGGGCUCUGGCCGAUCAACCUUCUGCUGACGCGGACCAACCCACGAUAUCUCAUUCCCUCGCUCGAACUGGGUUGGACAUUGGCCACCUUUGGGCAAGCCAAAAUGACCACUGCAGACCAUAUGUACGCCCUCCGAGCUCUUGUCGGUCUUUUCGAAUACGGCCACUUCUCCGCCGUCAUGUAUCUUUGCGGCGCCUGGUACCAGAAGGCCGAGCUUGGACGACGCAUGGGUCUGAUCAACGCAGCCACGGCCAUUGGGCCGAUGAUUUCUGCGUACCUUCAAGCAGCCGCGUACAAUGGUCUGGACGGCAAAGGUGCCAUGUCUGGUUGGAGAUGGCUUUUCAUCGUCGAUGGGAUCAUCUCUAUCGGUGUACUUCUCCCGCAAUUCUUUGUGUUGCCCGACGUUCCAUCCCGACAGAAGAAAGACUGGAUCUUCACCGAACAGGACAUCGAGCUGGCGAGAGAUCGCAACCCCAUUGAGGGACGCAUUAAACAGGGCCGCUUCACGCUUUUCCAGAUCAAACGAUGGCUUGUGACCCCGGAGAUUUGGCUCUUGUGGAUCAUAUCCUUCUCGAGUUCGGUUGGGUUCUACCCCUCUAACUCCAUGUCAUUCUGGUUCAAGGCAUGGAACUCCAUCAAGCCUGGCUCCUACACGGUCGGCCAAAUCAACGCAUACACCACCCCGAUCUACGCAAUGGAUCUACUCCAGAUGCUCCUGUUCGGAUGGUUAAGCGACACUCUCUUCCGUGGGCGGCGCUGGCCGAGCCUUCUCAUCGGCUGCAGCAUCAACCUCUUGGUCGUCAUCCUCCUUGCAGCCACCCCGGUGUUCCCAAAGCACCGCGCAUUCCGCUUCUUCUUGUACACACAGACCAGCUGGGGAACGGCAGCUAGUACCAUGUUCUGGGCCUGGACGAACGAGAUCUUGAAAGGUGACCCGGCCACCCGUGCAUUUGCCGGUGCAGGACUCAAUAUCUGGGCUGGGAUAGCGGUCUCAACCAUUCCCUUGGGCGUGUUUCAAACAGUGCAGCAACCCGCCGUGACUGCAGGAAAUUGGACGGCUGCUGGCUUUCUAAUCUUAGAGAUUUUGGCCACGUCGGCGCUGGCUUACUGGUCUCAUCGCAAGCACAAGAGGCUCAUCAACGAUGAUAAUGUUCACCAAGAGGCGGAGAUUGUCUAUUCUGACCAGGGGACUGCUGUUGAUUCAAAGGUCCCGGCGACUACGGUUGAUUCAAAGGCCUCAGCGACUGCUGUUGAGUCGAAAGUCUCAGAAACUACCAUAUUUUGA